AUAGGGGGGUGUAAGACAUAAUCCCUGUCCUGGGAUUUUGUGUCUCAGACUUCAGUCCUUUCAGAGACGAGUGGAGAAAAAGGCUAGUAAGAUGCAGAAAGUGAUUCUGGUUCCCCUGCUGGUCCUGGGAUGGACCUGGACCCUCAAUGGACUCCCUGUUCUCCCAGAACCUCUCUACCCCACGCAGGAGAACUUUGAUGUGGCUCAGUUUUUGGGAACAUGGCAUGAUGUUGCUGUGGCAAGUACAUGUCCACAUAUGCAGCGUCACAGGGAAGGUUUAUCCAUUGGUAAACUGGUGCUGCAGAGAGGCACCACUGAAGGAAAACUCAAGAUGACACGAACCUCACUCAGACAUGGAACAUGUAAGGAGAUAUCUGGGGAUUAUGAGUUAACCACCACGCCAGGACGAUUUUUCUACCACAUUGCAAAGUGGGGGGCAGACGUGGAUGCCUACGUAGUUCAUACAAACUACAACGAGUAUGCAAUAGUGAUAAUGAAAAAACAGAAAUCAUCAGGGGAGAACAGCAUCUCUGUUAAGCUUUACAGUCGAACAAAGACUGUGAGAGCCACUGUGCUGGAUGACUUCAAAACACUGGCCAGACAACAGGGAAUGAGUGAUGACGCUAUUUUCAUUAGGCAGAACAAAGGUGACUGUGUUCCUGGAGAGCAGGUAGCAGAGCCAACAACUCAGCCUGAGCCUCAGCGGGUGAGGAGAAACGUGGUGCCUUCUUUGGCUCCUGCAGAUGAGGACGGUUCAGGUGAUGCACUUCUUUUCAGUGGAGCCGAGGCCUGUGCAGCACCACCAGAAACCGGACCAUGUUUUGGGCUACACCAUCAUUACUACUACAACUCUUCCUCAAUGAGCUGUGAACUCUUCAAGUAUGGGGGAUGUAUGGGCAACCAGAACAACUUUGAAACUGAGAGAGAGUGUCUGCAGAGAUGCCGCACUGAGGCUGUGUGCCGUCUGCCCAUGGCAGCCCAACCCUGCACAGGUCAGCCACCCAUCUGGGCUUUUGAUGCAACCGUCGGUCUGUGCGUGCCCUACAAAGAGGGCUUCUGCCAGGCCAAUGCCAAUAAGUUCUACAGCAAGGCUGAGUGUGAGGAGUACUGUGGGGUGGUUAAAGAUGAUGCAGAACUCCUGAAGACAAACUAAAUGAGAUGAUGAGACAUGGCUGCACUGCUGAGUUCAUUGUACAGUGAUGCAACAUGAAUAAGCAUCAGAAAAACACACAUUAAAGAAACAUGAAUUUUUGUUUCAGCACUCAUAAAAUAUGUGAAGUCAUAUCACAACAAAUCACCAAUAAAACAAGUCAUUACUUU
Messenger RNA from Monopterus albus (swamp eel), 1320 nucleotides. It is a transcript of the gene ambp, whose product is annotated as alpha-1-microglobulin/bikunin precursor. The transcript is spliced from 10 exons. Gene Ontology annotation, molecular function: serine-type endopeptidase inhibitor activity. Bases 92 to 1153 code for a protein of 353 amino acids. Lineage: Eukaryota; Metazoa; Chordata; Actinopteri; Synbranchiformes; Synbranchidae. The record is from RefSeq and is a predicted model, not a curated record.